Messenger RNA from Adineta steineri, 1593 nucleotides. The record is from the annotation of a GenBank genome assembly. Lineage: Eukaryota; Metazoa; Rotifera; Eurotatoria; Adinetida; Adinetidae.
AUGAAUUUUUUAGCUCAAGAUGAAGUAUUAAAUGGUGACUCUCAACGUCGAGUACCAAGUACAAAUCGUCAACAUCUAAAUGAAACUAUUCGUCGACUUGCUAAACCAAAAACGAAUGCCAUUAUGACUCAAUCAAUACAUAUUGGUGCAAUAUCAUCAUCAACAUCAUCUAAUGGUAUUCCAUUAUCAAGAUCCAGUCAUCAACUUCGUUUAACAACUUCAUCUGUCGCUACAACUUCGUCUAAUAAUCGAAGGCAUAAUCCUACACGUCCAGCAACUGUUCCAACAUCAACUAAUGAAUCUCGAACAUCACCAACAGAUGAUUCUUCCAGAUCUGAUCAUAUAUCAUCAAAUAAACAUAUCUCACAUCGUUCUAAAAAUCCACCUUCUACAACAAAACCAUCCGCGAUCUCUACUUCUUCUCACUCUAGACAACCUAAUCAACGUUCUCUAAUGACUACCUCACAUUCAUCUUCUUCACUUUCAUCAUCAACAACAAAUAAACGUCGUAUUGCAAUAGUACCACCAUCAAAAUCAAAAUUAACAACUGAAAAUCAAUUAAUAACAACUAAUAAUGAAGAAGAAAUUCUACCGGUGAAUGAAGAAAGUUCUUCUGAACCAUUAAAUAAUGAUACACCUACAGAAACAACUAAUCCAAUUAAACGUGAACAACAAACAAAUGAUGAACAAGAAUAUCAACGUAAAUUAAAUCAAAAAAUUCGUGAAGCACAACAACGUUUAGAACUUGAACGUCAACGUGAAGAAGAACAAAAACGUCAAUUAGAAUUCGAAGAAUAUGAACGUGAACAAGAACAAAUACGUCUCGUUGAAGAACAACGUCGUGCUGAACAAGAACGUUUACAACGUGCUAUUGAAGAACGUGAACGUGAAAAUGAAUUAAAACGACAAGAAGAACAACGUUUACAACAGCAACGUGAAGAAUUAGAAAGAAAACAAGCUGAAGAAACUGAACGUCUGAAUCGUGAACGUCAAGAGAGAGCAAGAAAAGAAGAAGAAGAAAGAAAUGAAAGAAAAAAACGUUUAGAUUUAAUUAUGAGACGUACACGACAAAUUUCACCAACUUCUAAGCAGGAAAAUAAUACAACGAAACCUGCUAUCGAUCAAACAAAUGGACAUGAUCAAUCAAAUAAUAAUCCUUCGCCAACUAAUAUAAUCAAAUCUUCAAUACCACAUUCAAUAUCAGAUACUCAUUUUAUCACUUCUUCAACGGCCGAUUCCUUCCUACAAAAUAAUGAUUCAGUUGUAUCUCCGCCGAUAGCAACUACUGAUACACCAAAAUUUAAAUCACCAUUGAUACAAAGUCUUCUAAAUAAAGCACGAAAUACACGAUCGACAGAUAAUUUAAUACAAACAAGUAUGACAGCAUCACAAAUCAUGACUGAAAGUAUGAUUGAUGAAUCCAUAACAGCUGUAAAAUCAUCAAUACCAACUGAUCUUUCUGAUGAUGAUCAUCAAGAAAAUUCAAGAAUUAAUAAUACUACUAAUGGUCAUAGUGAUCUACACUUGUCUUCAUCAACAAAUUUAAAUUCAUAUCAUGAUCGUCCAAGAGAAGCAACAGCUGCUUUUCAAUAA